AUGACGAACAAGAACCAUCCGACGUCGGUGCUUGAUAUCCAUACCCCUACUGCGUCAUUUAGCAUUGCCCAUUCGUUGCAAGAAGAUAGUCUACAGUUGUUGUUUGAUAGGCUAGGGGCCAAGGCUAAUGGUCUACAUGUAGGGCCCGGAAUGGUAAAGUACGGAUGGCAGGAUGGGCCUGUCUUUAACCUCGACGACGACGCAGACUAUUCGAUCCUCCUCUGGAAAGCAUCCUCCGCAAGCACAGACUCGACCACACUCCACGUUCCCACAUUACACCUCCAUGACCCGGCCACCUCUUUCCCUCCUGCCGGAGCAUACCGCAACCCCGCAUUCUAUGCCUUCAAACACCUCGACUUGCCGGAAAGCACGAUUGCGGGGAAGAAGAGUAAAAAGGGGAGCAGCAACAAGGCCAAGAGCGUGCGAAGCCAAAUGAGCGGCUCGAGCGACGGAUUGAUCAAGCACAAACGUGACUUUUUGAACUUUCAUGCUGAGAAUGGGGUUAGGACUGUGCAUGGAAAGAUUGGUCCUGUUGAUAAUGUUCGGAUGUUGUUGAAAAAGGGGUACAGACACGUCUAUGUAUCUCGCGCAUUUGCUAAACGACAUGGUUCAUUCCUCGCGAUGCCGUGCCUGGCUUGUACGGCUUCAACGGGCUCGUGCAUAUCGCGCACGUUUGCGGCCAAGAAAGCCGAGGGUACGGCGGCGUUUGUGACGUUUGUGACUGGCGGGUACCCGACCAAGGAUGCGACUGUCGAUCUUAUGCUCGCUAUGGAAGCUGGUGGAGCGGAUGUCAUCGAGCUCGGAAUGCCGUUUAGCGAUCCUAUUGCAGAUGGGCCUGCUAUCCAAGAUUCCAAUACCAUUGCACUGAACAAUGGAGUUGGGUAUGAAGAUUGCCUCAAUACGUCCGAGACGCUCGUGCCAAGGGACUUAAAGCCCCGGUUUUGCUCAUGGGUAUGUGGUUAUUAUAAUCCUAUCAUCGCGUAUGGAGAAGAAAAGGCUGUCAAGGAUGCGCACGAGGCCGGUGCCAAUGGGUUUAUCAUGGUCGAUCUGCCUCCCGAGGAAGCGAUCAAGUUUAGGGAAAUCUGUACCAAGGAAGAUAUUUCGUAUGUCCCUCUGAUCGCUCCGUCGACUUCGUUGGCUCGUAUCAAGUUCCUUGCAUCGAUCGCCGACACCUUCAUCUAUGUCGUCUCCAAGAUGGGAACAACGGGUUCUGCAGCAAACGUAGCAAUCAACACAUCGCUCCCAGCCAUCAUCUCCCGCAUCCGAGAACACACUCCCGUCCCACUCGCAGUCGGGUUUGGUGUCGCCACGCGCCAACAAUUUGAAACCGUUGCGGACGCAGGCGCGGACGGUGUAGUCGUCGGCAGCCGCCUCGUCUCGGUCAUUCGCGACGCAGGAUCCGACGCACCUCGAGCCGUUCAAUCCUACUGCGCCGAACUCACCGCCCAGGGCCAACCCCGUCAACUCCAGGCUCAGAGGCCCGCAUCGGCCGUCUCGCCCGCUCUGCCCGUGCCUGAAGCUGACCCUCUGAGCGCGGACGCGCUCAAAGUCACCGAGCCGACGGUGCUCCCGGCUCGGUUUGGUGCGUUUGGAGGGCAAUACGUUCCCGAGGCGUUGGUGGACUGUUUGGUCGAGCUCGAACAGGCGCAUAAAGCUGCGUUGGCCGAUCCUGAGUUUUGGAAAGAGUUCGAGGGGCUUUAUGGGUAUAUGAACCGUCCGAGCAAGUUAUAUCUCGCAGAGCGAUUGACGGAAGCGACGGGCGGUGCGAGAAUCUGGUUCAAGCGGGAGGAUUUGAAUCAUACCGGGUCGCAUAAGAUUAAUAAUGCGAUUGGGCAGAUUCUACUUGCUCGAAGAAUUGGCAAGAAGCGUAUUAUUGCCGAGACGGGUGCUGGACAGCAUGGUGUUGCUACUGCGACCGUAUGCGCUCGAUUCGGUAUGGAGUGUAUUGUGUAUAUGGGUGCCGAGGACGUCCGCCGCCAGGCCCUCAACGUGUUCCGUAUGCGCAUGCUCGGAGCUACAGUCGUUCCCGUUCACUCGGGCUCCAAGACACUCAAGGAUGCUAUCAAUGACGCUAUGCGCGACUGGGUCACCAACCUAUCUACCACGCACUACCUCGUCGGCUCUGCCAUCGGUCCACACCCCUUCCCAACUAUCGUGCGCGAUUUCCAGCGCAUCAUUGGCCGAGAAAUCAAAUCCCAAAUGGCCGAGAUAAAGGGCAAACUCCCAGACGUGGUUAUUGCCUGUGUUGGUGGUGGCUCCAACGCCAUUGGUACUUUCUACGAUUUCAUCAACGAGCCAGGUGUCCGACUCGUUGGAGUCGAAGCAGGCGGAGAGGGUGUUGAUACCAAACACCACAGCGCGACACUUUCGCUUGGUGUUCCGGGUGUAUUACACGGCGUUCGAACGUACUUGCUCCAGUCGGCGAGUGGUCAAAUUACCGAAACGCACUCGAUUAGCGCCGGUUUGGAUUAUCCAGGUGUUGGACCCGAGCAUGCUUGGUUGAAGGAUUCUGGAAGGGCAGAAUAUAUCGUCGCCACUGAUGAAGAAGCUUUGAGAGGGUUCAGAAUGUGUACCCAGCUAGAGGGUAUUAUCCCUGCACUCGAGUCUUCGCAUGCCGUCUGGGGAACAGUUCAAAUCGCCAAGACGCUCCCGAAAGAUCACGAUGUAGUCAUGUGUCUAUCUGGUCGUGGUGACAAGGACGUUGAACAGAUUUCCGAGCUGCUCCCUGGCAAAUGGGCUGAGAAGCUUGAUUGGCACAUCGCAUAA
This is a messenger RNA of Rhizoctonia solani, 2766 nucleotides long. Its product is annotated as tryptophan synthase alpha chain. NCBI's taxonomy places the organism in Eukaryota, Fungi, Basidiomycota, Agaricomycetes, Cantharellales, Ceratobasidiaceae. Gene Ontology annotation, molecular function: tryptophan synthase activity. The record is from RefSeq and is a predicted model, not a curated record. Gene Ontology annotation, biological process: L-tryptophan biosynthetic process. Bases 1 to 2766 code for a protein of 921 amino acids. The transcript is spliced from 14 exons. Gene Ontology annotation, cellular component: cytoplasm.